UCGACUGUAUAUAUAUAGGAGACACCCAAAGUCUAAAAAUACAAACAUUCUCUUUUCAUUCUUUAAAAUAUUAUUCACAAAUCUCUCAUCUCAUUCUAUUAAGGUAUUACGACGAGCCUGCUUGUGUGCUAAGAAAAAUGUGUUUAGACGCAAAGUCGCAUGUCGCAGGUUGUUGUUCAUUUUGAUGUCGUGCGAUUCCAGUCGCGGUUAUCGUUUUGAUGUCGUAAACGAACAUAGUUUUAGUCGCAGGUCGCAAGUCGCAGGUCGCGCAACAUAUAAACAAACGUAAUCUUUAGUCGCAAGUCGCGCGAAACGUAAACGAACAUGGUCUAUAUCUAUAAGAUCAUGAACAUCAAAAAUAUUCCCACGUGCAUAAAUUGCAUACAAACACACCACACAUGAAUCCAAAUAUGCUGAUAUGCAGUCGGUGUGAAAUAAUCGUGCCUCUUCAAAUUUGGGGGAUGAUGAUAUAUGAUAUAUCACAUAUCAGCCUAUAAUAUAUACACAUAUAAAGAUCCGUAUGUUGGCAAUAAUUAGGAUGUAAGAGAAAGGCGUUUUCAUUACAUGGUUUAGGAAGUCUAUCAUCCAAGUCAACACGAGCACGGCAAUGAAAAGUGACCGGAGCGUAGGGAGCCACCGUAGCCAUUGCGUCUUUCUUCGUUAUCUCCGUUGCCGUACCCAUCUCGCUUUUUUCUUGUUCUCUAGAUUGAAUGCAAUGUGUUCGUGUGUUGUGUUUUAGAGUCAUAAGAACGAAAUGAGCUAAUAAAAAUGAUGAUUCAUGUGCGUGGCUGACAUGCACACAAACGAAUGCACCGGUCGACAUGUCAUUCCUUGUAUUGACAACACUCUUUUCUCUUCUCUCGUUUUCUUUCUUACAUUUGACAUGACUCUUACGACACGUUUGCUUCCAUGCUUGAUCACUUUAUUGUGUAUGCUAAAUCUGUAAAUUUCACACAAAACCCUGAAUCGGGCCUUUAUGGGUUUCUGAUCUAGUCCAGCUUCUAAUACAAUAACCAGUCGCUAGUUGCUUUUUGAACUCGAGUAUUAUAGAGAGAAUAAUCAUGGGUUUGGUAGUAAAUAUAAAAUGUUUAAUCUUGGUUGGCCUAUUUGAAUAUUUGAGCUCCUAUUUUACAAUUUACAUAAAAGAAAAAGGGCCUUAAUUGGAAAAAUUAACGAUGUCAGUUGUUAAUAGCAUUUUUCCCUAAUAAUCUAUCAUUCACAAAUGCUGACUGGCUGUAAGAGAUACAUCGAUGAAGCGUACCAUUUAAAUAUUUUCUCUUUUUAAGUUGAUAGUUUCAACAUAAUGAAAGUACGUAGAUCAUCAUUACAAAUGAAAUCCAACUUUUUAACAUUAAAACAAUCCUUUUCAAAAAAACAAUUGUGCAUUUGCAAUCCAACAAAAAAAGAACACUGAAUUUUUAUGAGAUAUGUAUGAUAAAUAAACACUUCAAUUUUGUUAAUGCAACCUUAUUUGAACAAAAAAUACAGAUGCCGCCAAGGAAAGUACAGACUGAAAAAUAGAGUACAGACUGCAAAGAAAAAGAGUACAGACUGAUAAACCAUAGCAUACAAUGGCAUGAUGCGACGUGUUAUAUCAGGAGUGUAUUGGUUUACUCGGCGAACUGAUUACAUUAUUAGACAUAAAAGCUGACCUGGAAAGUCAACACUCUAAUUAAUAAGUGGAUCGUAUAAAUCUAAAUAAUCAUGUUUCUUCUGAAAAUCGCGUUUAUUACAGAAAUAAACGACUUAUGAUGUAACAGUUCUAUGACGCGUGUCUAAACAUCGAUAAGGUUCAAAUAUAAACACAUAUUUCACUUUCCUAGUAUUCUAUAUAAAGCCCUCUCUCCACUGUUUUUCCAAAUCGUCACAACACUUUAUUGGAUCCUUUUAACCAAAAACAGGAACACUUUGGAUCAUUUUCAGUUCGACUCCACGAAAAUGGAUUAUUCAGAAAUUGAUCCCUCUUACGAUCAAAAACCUCCUUAUUUGACAAGAGAUCAAGAGCAUGUGAUCAUGGUCUCUGCUCUGCGUCAAGUGAUAUCCAACGCAGGAAGUGACACUGCUUCAUUAUCGACCUUCGAAGCUCUUCAACCUUUGGAUGCUGGCCCUUGUUCUCUUUGCGGUAUCACCGGUUGCUACGGUUGCGCAUUCCCACAACACCGAGAGAUAAAUAAGGAGAAGAAGCACAGAGGAGUGAGGAAAAGGCCAUCGGGUAAAUGGUCAGCGGAGAUAUGGGAUCCGAGUGCAAGAGAAAGGAGAUGGCUUGGAACGUUUCCAACAGCCGAAAUGGCGGCUGGGGCUUAUGAUGACGCGGCGGCUGGGUUUGUCAGAAGAAAGGCAUCAAGAGGUGGCACAAGAAAUGGAAAGGAAGCAUACACCAAAACGACGGUGGAAGAUGACUAAUAUUUUUUUUUGAUUAUUGAUUAUUUAGCUUAGAAAAAAAUGAUAAGCUAAAUAUAAUCAUUGAUAAAAAAAACUAUGUUAUACUGUAUUUUAUUAUAUCAAGUUGAAGGUUAUCUUUUAGCAAAAAAAAAAGAAGAAGUUUAAGGUGUUGGAGGAGAAGUGAAAAUGUUUAUUUUAUAUAUCAGAUUUUGAUAUGUAUCAAAUAUUGUGUUUUUUUUUAAGUUUAUGAUUCUUUUCAUAUUAUUUUGUUUCAAGUUAUUUUAAUCAUAAGAAAUGUCUUUCCUUUUAAUAAUAUUUGAUAUUUUCCAUUAUAAUGUUUUGAAUAACAUAAGAAAUUGAUUAUAUUUAUAUUUUCAAGUUUUGAUUAUGUGUAUGCGGAAGCAGAAAGGGGUAUUUAGGCCAUUUUCAUUUUAGAUGAUAACACAAUGAUUAAGAAUCUGGCUGAUUUCUCCGCUAUCACCCGCAAACACAGCUUUUCUGAUUGGUAAUGUUUGUUGGUGUUUUGGAACAAUCAAAAUGCUAUAAAUUGUUUAAGUUGUUCUGAACCUUUUAAAAUCAAAAGUUGGUUUUGAUAGCGUUUGCGGUUGUGCACGGCUGGAGAUAGAUAAAUAAAUAUAAAAAUAUUUUUUAAUUUAAAAUAAAAAAUGGAAAUAUUAUAAAUAUAUAUAUAUAUAUAUAUAUUUUAAUUUAAAUUCACAAACGGUGUCUUAAUUUAUUUUAUAAAAACUUUAAACUAAGAGUAUUCACUAUAAUUUUUAAAAAUUAAUAUAUAUAAACGAGACAGAAUAAUCUUUUAAAAGUUUUUAAUAUAAAUCUUUAAGACAAAUUUUGUUGUAAUUAUAACUUUGAUCUAAGUUAAAAAAUAAACAUAAUCCUAUUAAUUAUAUUAUAUUAAUAAUUACACAUUUUAUCACAAUAGCAUGUUUUUGAUAUUUUUAUAAUGGUAUAAUAUAUGAAUAUUGGCAAUUUAUUAUUAAACCGAUGCAAUAUCUCAUAAUCAACCAGUUACAAAUAUCCCGUGAACGUAACAAUUUCUAACCGAUGUACCAGUCGUUCAGAUUGCAUAAUAACGCUAUAAACUGCAACCACACACAUACGCAAACUUCCGUAACCGCAUCCGCAACCGUCGUGUUUCAACCAGUUAAGACCUAAGUAAAUGUUAUAUUGCAGCAUGUGCGAACAUGAUAAACAGACUUACGGACAGCGAUUCCACGAAGUAACUCUC
Messenger RNA from Brassica napus (rape), 3628 nucleotides. Its product is annotated as ethylene-responsive transcription factor ERF120. The transcript is spliced from 2 exons. NCBI's taxonomy places the organism in Eukaryota, Viridiplantae, Streptophyta, Magnoliopsida, Brassicales, Brassicaceae. The record is from RefSeq and is a predicted model, not a curated record. Gene Ontology annotation, biological process: regulation of DNA-templated transcription. Gene Ontology annotation, molecular function: DNA-binding transcription factor activity; DNA binding. The coding region runs from base 1939 to 2403 and encodes 154 amino acids.